This is a messenger RNA of Dreissena polymorpha, 769 nucleotides long. Its product is annotated as proline rich transmembrane protein 1B-like. Lineage: Eukaryota; Metazoa; Mollusca; Bivalvia; Myida; Dreissenidae. The coding region runs from base 66 to 539 and encodes 157 amino acids. The record is from RefSeq and is a predicted model, not a curated record. The transcript is spliced from 4 exons. Gene Ontology annotation, cellular component: membrane.
UGUAAAAACCAUUGCCAAUAUUUUAUUUGUAAUACUGAGUACUUAGCAUAUUGUAACAUACUUGCAUGAUGGAAAAAGCCGCAAAUGAAAACCCACCGAGCGAUUAUCCGGUGUCUCAGCCGCAGUUUCAAACUCAGCAGCACCAGCAGCAGCAACCAUCGGCCUUCACUCAGCAGGCAGUUUAUCACGGACAGCCAGACAACAAGGAGCACGCUGGCUACAUACAACCAAGCUAUGUCGGAGAACCUGGGCAGGUUGUGGUUUUAUCCCAACCACAGCCAGCAGCGGUGAUAGUGCAGGUAGGGACAGUACCAACGGACUAUAUGGUGUCCUCAAUUCUUGCGUGCUUGUUUUGCUUCUGGCCCACUGGACUCGCCGCCAUUUAUUUCUCCAUGGAGACAAGAAAAAUGAUUGCUAAUGGCAACAUGGCGCAAGCCAACAGCCACUCUCUAAAUGCUCGGAACCUCGUAAUCGUCACCACGGUUAUUGGCCUGAUCUGGAUUAUCAUAGUCAUCGUUGUGCGAGCAGUCAAUGGUUAAAAAUGCGCCGCGAGUUCCGUGGGAUGAAAGUGGAUAUAAUUACGAUUAUCACAUUGUAAAAUGUAUAAAGAUAUUUUUGCGGACAGUGAUCGAAUUGCAGAAUAAGUGUAACAAUGUAAUUUUUCCGAUUUGGAAGAUUGAUAAAAAAAUUGUUUUAAUGGUCUGUGUAUUAUUUGUAUAACCGUAUAUGUGAUGAGGUCUGAUAUGCAAUUAAAUUUCUGGCAACAGAA